AUACAUCCAUAGAAAUCAUAGUAUUAAUUUUCCCAAAACAUUAAAAACACUUGGAAUUUGUCUCUUGAUUUCUUCUGUUGUCUCUGUUUCCUUAGUUUCCUCCCUGCAGAAUCCAGCCAAACUCCAAAACUAAAUCUCUCAAAUCCUCUGUUUUUCCUGCUUUUUUGUAAAUUAACAUGGGAGGUUGUGCGACCAAGCCUAAGGUUUUGAAGGGUGAAGAAGGGAAGGCCCCUGUUUCAGCUCCAGCACCUGCUAAGGAGGCAGAGCUUGUUACUCCUGCUGCUGUUACAGAGUCGAGGGAGGUUGCUGUUGUUGCCGGUGGUGGCGAUGCAGUUGUUAAGGUUAAGGAGGAGAUUGUUGAGGUUGAUGACGAACAAGGAGGAAAGCGGCAAUCUCUGAGUAACUUGUUUAAGGAGAAGGAAGGGGAUGAGUUAACAGAAAGUGAUAAGACACCAUUAGAGCCUGUGAAGCAAACAGAAACAGAGAAGGAACAAUCAGAGCCAGUGAAACCAAAAGAACCAGCAGAGGCAGAGAAACAAAACGAGUUCAAACAAGGUCAAGAAGCUGAAAAACCAUCAGUUCCAAUUGAACCAACUGUCAUUCCUGAUUCUGUUGUUACCGUUGAAAAUAUAGAAACAAAGACACCAGUUGAAGAUGCCCCUGCCCCAGCCUCUGUCCCAGCCCCAGCCCCGGUCCCAGUCCCAUCCGCAGCCCCUGAGACUGCCUCCGCGCCAGAGACAGAAACAGAGAAGCAGGUAGAAGAAGCAAAGUGAAGUGCCAGAAAUGAUGUCAGAGUGUGAUAUAACUAAGAGGCCUCAAGGGCUAACAUAAAUACCCCAUUUGUGGGAGUUCUGUUGGGACUGGGAGGAAUGUCUCUGGUUGCAGGGAUAUAUGGAGUAAUUUGGAAUGUUCUAGGCAACUUUGUGAGUGGAGUUAUUUAUGUUGUUCAAUAUAUACAAUCAUUGUCAUUUGGGGUUGUUUAAUAUUGGAUUGUUACCAAAUUUGGAGACACUGGAUUGUCAGGUUUAAUAUAAAGAUCAUAGAUUU
Rubroshorea leprosula is the source of this 1047-nucleotide messenger RNA. Lineage: Eukaryota; Viridiplantae; Streptophyta; Magnoliopsida; Malvales; Dipterocarpaceae. The record is from the annotation of a GenBank genome assembly.